This is a messenger RNA of Wyeomyia smithii (pitcher-plant mosquito), 3168 nucleotides long. RefSeq names its product nuclear hormone receptor HR96 (gene Hr96). Gene Ontology annotation, biological process: positive regulation of transcription by RNA polymerase II; negative regulation of transcription by RNA polymerase II; cell differentiation. Bases 416 to 2824 code for a protein of 802 amino acids. Gene Ontology annotation, molecular function: nuclear receptor activity; RNA polymerase II cis-regulatory region sequence-specific DNA binding; zinc ion binding. The transcript is spliced from 4 exons. The record is from RefSeq and is a predicted model, not a curated record. Lineage: Eukaryota; Metazoa; Arthropoda; Insecta; Diptera; Culicidae.
UUUGUUAUUUUCACACUGCUGUUCGCGAGUUCGGAGGUGCGAUUCUUGACUCAUACUAUUUUUUAUUUACCAUUAGUCAGUGCAGCUGUUGCUGGAGUUGUCUCUUUUAUGUUCAAUUUAAUAUAAUUAAAUUUGAUUAUUUGAUUUGUGCAGUAUCGCGCCUAGGAAGGUAUUUAGAGGCGUGAGUGGCCGAUACGUGUUGGGCGUUUUGCGUGUUUGCGUUGAACGUUUGAUCUGGGGCCUGUGGGUUUGUCCACCGGGCUUCGUCACAACGGGUAAUCAUUAUGAAAAUAUUGAUUGCAGUAAUGUCGAUCAUUCGAUAAGCUUAACAGUGGAGCUAUAAAAAAGGUUGCAACCUGAUAAGCUGCUUAGCGGCCAAUUGUCGCAGGAGAUAAAGGUAGGAUCGACAAUCAACAUGAGCACCGAAACCUCGGACAAAGCGGAUUCAGUCGGUGCGAUGAGUUCGAGCAGCGGUGCUAGCAAGGUGUGCAGCGUUUGCGGAGAUAAAGCGUUGGGCUACAAUUUCAACGCUAUGACCUGCGAAAGCUGCAAAGCAUUUUUUCGGCGGAAUGCUCUCUCGACGAAGAGCUUCACCUGUCCGUUUAGCGAGAGUUGCGAAAUUACAGUAGUAACCAGACGCUUUUGUCAGAAGUGUCGGCUUGAUAAGUGCUUUCAAAUAGGAAUGAAAAAGGAAUACAUUAUGUCCGAGGAGGAUAAGGCACUGAAGAGACACAAGAUCGAGCAGAACAGGGCAAAGAAGCGAAUGAUAAACGGAAGUGGUGGUAGCAGUGGUAGUGGAGGGGGUAAUUCAAACGAUGGACUUGCGGUUCCCACUGGAGACGGUGGAGGAAUAAUGGAUUCGGAUUUACCAAUGAAAAUCAAACGAGAGGGGAGCGAUUCUGACUGCUGGAGCAAUUCUCCAUCGGAUUAUAUAGCGGCUGAAAUGCUACACCGAAACACUGGACUAGCGGCACCGAAUGCAAACGUGUUUAAUGGUGUGCCAUCGGUGAAUGAAAUCGGCAAUUCAUCAACUUCAUCGCAGAAUAAUUUGAUACAUACGAAUCAAACGAUGGACGGAGACCUCUUAUCAGUAAUAUCAGUGCUGCCAUCGCAACCCAAUGAUUCGCUAGGAGCAAAACCGGCUUUAAAUAGCAAUGAGCUAUUGCUACCAGUGCUAUCGCUUGAGUCAAGUGCGACAGAGAUUGUGAAUCGCAUCGUCAAUUAUCCCACACUUGCAAAUCAAACCAUUGCCUCGCUGAUGAAAACCCCGAAAGAUGCUGUUUUUAUUAUGUCCAAAGUUAUCAACUCACAAUGUGACGCGCUAAAGUUGAUAUCACACUUUAUCACUGCACCUGGCGACGCGUUACAAAUUAUCAGCAAGAUAAUGAAUUCUCCGUUAGACGCUUUGACAGUAUUCGCGCAAUUCAUGAGCUCUCCAACUGAUGCGCUACAGAUAAUCGGAAAAAUCAUGAGCUCCCCAGCCGAAGUGCUGCAUUUUAUGCAGCAGUUGAUGAAUCAACCGGAGGACGCCGUUCAGAUUAUGAAUAAAUUCAUGAACGCUCCGGCAGAAGCACUUCAGAUGAUAAACAAAAUGAUGAACCAUUCAGAUUCAGAUGUACUUGAAACUAUCAAGGAAGCGGCCGACACGUCCUCAUCUUUGCGGGAAAACGAUGAGGAUCCGCGUCUGGAAACCAUUCGAUCCCUUAUAGAAUCGCAAUCGAUACCAGUUUUACCGAGCGAAACGGCUUCUCCGUCCUCUACGUCACAAAUUUGUGAACCGUCGCUAUCUCCUCUUCCGUUCGAUCCAUUUCUACUCAAUGGUCCAUCCGAAGAGGCUAACGGUGAUCAUCGAUCCAGCCCUGUGUCAAACUUGCCGCGAGAGCCGCCGCUAGACACCGAACUCUUUCAGGACAUCGAAGGGCACACCGUACUGCCAAACACGCUGGAAUCAAUUCUGAUGCAGGCGAUACGCCUCGAGUACGAAGGUUACAACGGGGCCUUACUCGGGUCGACCGGGUCGGGGUCCUCUUCGUCCAGCCAGCAGCAUCAGCAUCCGGCGAUUAGCGGCAACAGCAUUGAACUGAAUGACCCCGAGCGGGCCAAACUGAACGAGUUGAUCGUGGCGAACAAGGCACUGUACGCACCUGUCGACGAAGAUCUCGCGUCGCUUAUUUCCGACGAUUGUCGCAUCAAGUCUAAUAAAAACCAGCAUGAUCCGCUACUGCUAAAAGUGAUCAAUCUGACGGCAAUCGCGAUCCGGCGGUUGAUCAAGAUGUCCAAAAAAAUCAGUGCAUUUAAAAACAUGUGCCAGGAGGAUCAACUGGCGCUGCUGAAGGCCGGCUGUACGGAGAUGAUGAUACUCAGGUCGGCAAUGCAGUACGACUGUGAUAGAGCCAGCUGGAAGAUUCCCCACAGCCAGGAGGAAAUGUCCAACAUCCGCGCUGACAUAUUGAAGCUGGCGAAGGGUAACGUAUACCAGGAACACGAACGUUUUAUCCGUACUUUUGACAAGAAAUGGCGUUCGGAUGAGAACAUUAUCUUGAUCAUGUGUGCCAUAACGCUGUUUACGCCUGAUCGGCCGAAAACGGUACAUUCCGAUGUGAUAAAACUGGAACAGAACUCUUACUACUAUCUGUUGCGCCGUUACCUGGAGAGUAUUUAUCCGGGCUGUGAGGCUCGAUCCAUAUUCCUAAAGUUGAUGCAGAAAAUUUCCGAACUGCACCGGUUGAAUGACGAAAUAAUCAGUGUCUAUCUGGACGUGAAUCCCGCCCAGGUGGAGCCCCUGCUGCGCGAAAUAUUCGAUUUGAAGGUACAGGUACACUGAGCUGCCUGCGGGAAGGCGGCCCCCGUUCGGCGGAAGCAAGAACGCAGGCAUCACAAAGUGCGGUUAUUUCAUAGCUGGUUCUACUGAAAAUGAUUCUAGUUCGCUAUGGGUUAGAUAUAGCUUUAAGUGCGUCUAGUGAAUGUUAUCGAGAAGCUUUAUUCAAAGUUAGAGAGUUUAUGUAUUUAUGGAGAAUGAUAUAGGUAUAUAUAUUUUACGGCGUAGUGAUACGAGAAGCACUUGUACUACUGUCUGUUCGUACGAAGUGAUUUCAUGUUUAGGAAGAGUCUAAUAUAGAGAGAUAUAAGCAAGUUAAACAGAAUAAAUCAAUUGUUUAUUUUAAAGUA